AUGACACUUCCUUAUGGAAUCCAAUCUACCGCCUUGCUAAAUACUUCAUAUAUUGGAAACACAUCGAAGCAUGUAUCAGAAGAGUUCUUGUUUUUAGAAUCCAAGUGGGCUCAAGUAUUUACAGGAUUAGUUGCUUUUACUGCAAUUGUCAUUACCUGUCACCAAAUUUAUUUGCAUCUAAUUAAUUAUACUUGUCCAAAUGAACAAAGAUGGGUCGUUCGAAUUUUAUUCUACGUGCCAAUCUAUGCAUUUGAGUCAUGGCUAAGCUUGCUUUUCCUAAAACAUGAAGAUUACUAUGUGUAUUUCGAUUCUGUACGAGAUUGUUAUGAAGCAUUUGUGGUCUACAGUUUUCUAAGUUUGUGUUAUGAAUAUCUCGGUGGAGAAAGUUGCAUUCUGUCGGAAAUUCGUGGUCGUGAGUUACCGCGAUCAUGGGGAUUUUGUACUUGUUGCUUUUAUAAUCAAACGUAUACAAUUGAGUUUCUGCGAUUUUGCAAACAGGCAACUUUACAGUUUUGUGUGAUUAAACCGUUGACAUCGAUUGUAACUAUUAUUUUACAAGCUAUUGGCGUAUAUAAACAUGGAAUUUUCAGCUCUACAAAUGGCUACUUAUAUGUGACAGUAGUAUAUAAUGGAUCUGCAUUUGUGGCACUGUAUGCUUUACUUUUAUUCUACUUGGCUACUCGAAGCAUCCUACAACCAUUUGAUCCUGCGAUCAAAUUUGCUGUAGUUAAAUCCGUUGUAUUCUUAUGCUUUUGGCAAGGUAUUAUACUAGCUAUUCUAGAAAAAACUGAAGUUCUGCCCGCUUUGCCGAGUACGAACGCCGGUACAGUUGCAGCAGGCAUACAGAAUUUCUUGAUAUGCUUAGAAAUGUUAAUCGCCUCAUUUGCUUUACGCUUCGCUUUUCCCUCACAACUAUAUACUGAUGGAGUCGAAACUGGACCAGCAAAUAGUGGCUAUGAUAGUCUUCGUGGAGUUGGUGGUGAAGUUUCUCUUGAAUCCAAGAAGCGUGGAUUUCUACCGUCUUCUGAUUCUCUACGUAGUCUGCGGGAUACAUUCAAUCCUAAAGAUAUGUUUAAUGAUGCGAUUCAUAAUUUUCAUCCGAAUUAUCAAAAAUACACUCAACAACGUAACCUCAAUGAUUUCGAUGAUGAAACAAUCGAUUCUUAUCAAGGUAAUACAUUUAAUGGUAAUACUGAUUUAACUAAUAUUCAAUCAACAGUACCAGCUCCACCAAUACCACCACCACCGAGACCAUAA
Molecule: messenger RNA, 1257 nt
Organism: Schistosoma margrebowiei
Lineage: Eukaryota; Metazoa; Platyhelminthes; Trematoda; Strigeidida; Schistosomatidae
Source: the annotation of a GenBank genome assembly